Tarenaya hassleriana is the source of this 1532-nucleotide messenger RNA. RefSeq lists its product as uncharacterized. The record is from RefSeq and is a predicted model, not a curated record. Lineage: Eukaryota; Viridiplantae; Streptophyta; Magnoliopsida; Brassicales; Cleomaceae. The coding region runs from base 102 to 1046 and encodes 314 amino acids. The transcript is spliced from 5 exons.
UUGUGAGAAUUUGAAUUUGUAAGUUGCCGCCUAAAAUUGGGGAAAGUCGAAGAUCUAAUUUUCAGAUUUCGAAGAAACGAUCGGCAGGGGAUUCUUCCUCCAUGGCAUCUCCGUCGCCGUCGCUGGUCUCCUCCUACACCUUCGAUGACAGAGACCUCGACGACGCUGAUUUGUGGGCGGUGAUCGACUCCGCCGCCGCGUCCCACUCACUCACCGUCUCUGUCUCCGCCGCCGCAGGAAAACCUCCGAAAUCCCUCGCCGUUGGAUAUCCCAACUACAAUUCGCCUCCGACUCCGGUCUCUCAUCCUUCUCCUCCGUCUAAGCUCCUUUCUAAUCCUAACCCUAGCUCUGGUCGCCGCCUCCACCACGUCGAGGAAUCGCCGCGUCCGAACAAGAUGGCCAGAUCCUGCGCCGUGUCUGAGAUAAAGAGCGAGAGUCAUUUGGCUCUGGUUAAGUCAACACACAGGGCUUCGACUCCGAAGUUUCAGGCAACUGCGUUUUCUUCACCGGAGAGUUACUUGUCGCCGGAGGUUGGUAGGUUAUCGACAUGUACGAACGUUUCUCCGCCGUCAGGCUCCGUGCAUAACGACGCAGUGAAUGAGAUGCGGCAUAGUUUGUCCGGUAGAUUUCCUUCGGUUGCUUUGUUCAAGGAGUUUCAGAAUACAGCCACGGCGAUUUUAGAGAAAUCUGACUACACUGCAAUCUCCGGGAACAUGUACAUUAAAAAGUCAGGUUGGAGGAAAAUAUCUUUUUACUUCAAUGUGUCAUAUGAGAUAAGAGACAAGACCAUUGAGUUCGAUGACAACAAAAAUGUCCAGCGUGCUGAAUUCAUCGUUCGAGCCCACAUGCAGUAUUUUCUUUCCUUCAAGCCUAUCGGAGGAAGGUUCGCUGAUGGAUGGGGCUCAUGUGAGCGACGUGAGAAGAGAUUUAUGAAACCAAAUCAUGAUAUCCCCAGCACAGCAGAGACACGAGCCAAGAACAGGGCUUGCCAGGACCUUCUGGGAAUAGGAGAAUAUCGACCAGGCUCGAGCCAGUUCCCUCGGUGACCUGACACUUCAAUGUGUCUAACAUUUGUUUCCCGACUUAUCAGUACCAAGCAAAAAACUACUCUUAACCAUACCCAAACCUGAAGAUGGUUCCAAAAACUUUGGAGGAAAUAAUACCCAAAAAAAGGGAAAGGUAUGUACCCUUCCUCUAAUCACAUUUCCCAAAUGCAUCAGGCGGGUUUUCAUAUCGUGGUUCGUUAAAUUGGGACUGCACACUGUAGAAGUGUCAGAGAAAAUGUAGUGUGAUUUCACGAACCCCUGCCUAGUCAACUUCUAUACGUCAUCUUAAGGAAGGAUGAAUACAUCUGGAUGUUGUUUUAAUGGAAUUUGAUUAUCGCCGUGGGAUCCUGUUAUGUUGCAAGCCAUAUCUAUUCUGUUUCAGUAUUAGAGUAUAUGACCGUUUUAGGUCGGUUUCAAGUAUUUGUAACCUCUUUGCUCUAAACCAAAUUAUGGUAUAAAGAUAUAUUAUAUUAUAAUAUUUUCAUA